Haliotis rufescens (red abalone) is the source of this 2577-nucleotide messenger RNA. RefSeq names its product probable cytochrome P450 CYP44. The transcript is spliced from 9 exons. The record is from RefSeq and is a predicted model, not a curated record. Bases 441 to 2018 code for a protein of 525 amino acids. NCBI's taxonomy places the organism in Eukaryota, Metazoa, Mollusca, Gastropoda, Lepetellida, Haliotidae. Gene Ontology annotation, molecular function: heme binding; oxidoreductase activity, acting on paired donors, with incorporation or reduction of molecular oxygen; monooxygenase activity.
AAAGGCAACAACCAGUCCCGGGGAAUUGCGUUAGAUCAGUGCCCCUUUAAAGUGAUCAACAACCGAUCUCACGGCUUUAUACGAGAACAAUAAUAAGUCAUUCAGAAAGUAUGGUGUGGAGCACCUGUAAUGGCAUAUCUGUUGAUCGGUGAGUUUACUGUUACGUGGGCCAGUCCACGGGUCAUGCACGAACAGUGAAACAGACUGUUACGUGGGCCAGUCCACGGGUCAUGCACGAACAGUGAAACAGACAAAAUGCACAGUGAGGAGCUGGUAAUGAUCGCUGAGCUCCUUACAGCGUCUAAGCAAUAAACAACCGAUUAACAGUCUCAUACGAGAAAAGUCACUAAGAAAGUAUGGUGUGGAGCUCUGUUGAUCAGUGAGUUUACUAUCAAGUGGGCCAAUCCACGGGUCAUGCACAACAGUGAAACACUGACAGAAUGAAUGUUUCGCACACAUACUCCAUACGAUUGUGCAACAACAGCUGUGUUUCUAUGUUAAGACUACGGACGUCACAAUGUCACACUUGCAGAAGGCUGAGAAGCACAGGUGCUUUACCAACAGAAGAGUUCACGACAGUCCAAGCUCCGAAACCGUUUCGGGAUAUCCCUGGUCCCAGGGGGCUGCCAUACCUGGGGUCUCUGCUGGAUUACAGGUUAGGACGUUUCAAGAAUGUUGACAAGUAUCAAGAUUCGUUGAAAUGGCUGCAUGCCAAAUAUGGGAAGAUCGUGAAGCAGACGGUCACCGGCACCACUACGGUACACGUAUUUGACCCCGACUAUUUUAGAACAGUGUACCAGCAUGAAGGCAAAAUUCCCUAUAUCCCCCCACUGCUGGAGAGUGUGCAGCAAUACAGACGGAAGAGGAACAUGUCUCCCGGACUGGGUUUUACUAAUGGUGAAGAAUGGUACCGUCUCCGCACUGCGGUUCAGAAGAUGAUGAUGAGACCACAGGAAGUCACCGCUUACCUCCCCUUCACUAACCAAGUUGCCUCAGAAUUUGUGUCCAAGAUCGAGAAAUUAAGAAAUGAAGAUGAUGAAGUGGAAGAUUUCGAGAACGAAAUGGCAAAGUGGUCUUUGGAAUCUGCAGCAAUGAAUUGUUUUGAGACACGUCUGGGAUACUUGGAUGAUUCAGCUCCAGAAGAAGCAAACAAGAUGGCAGACGCAAACAGAAUUUUGUUUGAUAAGUCUACCAAAAUGAAGUUUUCCCUACCUCUACAUAAGUUUGUCAUCACCCCAACGUGGAAGACCAUUUUAGAGUCUGAGGACUACUUUACUGGGAAUGGGCUCCGUUUAGUAGAGGAAACAGCUCAGGAGAUCAAGACAUUGGUAGAUGAGGGCAAGCUGACAGAAAACAAGUACACGUUCCUCGCAUACCUUCUCUCACGGAAAGAACUCAGCUUUAAAGAUGUCUCCAUCAUCACGCUGUCCUUGUUUGGGGAUGGACUCAGCACGACAGUCCCAGCUGCUCUCUUCAACUUGUACUGCCUGGCAGCACACCCCAACGUGCAGCAGAACCUGGUGGAGGAGAUUAGAGCCGUGGUUCCUCAGGAAGGGGAGAUAAGUGCAAAGAUGAUACAGAAGAUGCCAUAUCUUAAAGCUUGUGUCAAAGAGACUUUCAGGUUUUACCCUGUUGGUCUGGAUGUGACCAGAAUUGUCCAGAAAGACCUAGUUGUUGGAGGGUACCAUAUACCUGCUGGGACUCGUGUGGAACUAAACAACUUUGUACUCUUCAAAAAGCCUGAGUACUUCCAUGAACCAGAGACUUUUCUUCCUGAGCGUUGGCUUCGCGGAGGUUCCGCCCACGACAUCCAUCCCUUCAUCCUCACACCAUUCAGCCAUGGGCCACGGAUGUGUGCAGGAAGAAGAUUUGCUGAGCAAGACCUGUAUGUUCUUCUGACAAAGAUUCUGCUGCGCUUCCAAGUGGAGUGGCACCACAAGGAGAUGGGGCAGACUUUUCGGAUGCUGAUGGUGCCCGACUGCCCAGCUAGGUUCUCAUUUACAGACAGGAGGACAUAGUGAAUGGAAUCAUCAGAAAUAUGAAAUAAGUUGUGAAAUGAUCUCGGAUGUGGUAUGCAAUCUCGGAUGUGGUAUGCAAUCUCGGAUGUGGUAUGCAAUAUCAGAUGUAGUAUGCAUGAUGGCUGAGUCAAUAUCCCUGUCCUGAUUACCCAGUAUGUAGAAUUAAUGAAAUCAUCUGGUAAUUAGACUUGCUGGUCUAAUUCAAUUUCAUUGAUGAUUGGUUUCACUUUCCAAUCAUUGAUUUUGUUGUUGUUAUCUAAAGUUUGCUCAGCAUUAUUCCAGUUAUGAUUGAGUCAAGACAAUCAAGUGAUGGCUAUUGUAAAUGUAAGCAACAAUCCACUGUGUUGGGGGGAUGUUGACAUCCAACCAACCAAGUCACCAAGCCUGACCACCUGAUCCAUCUCGUUGCCUCUUACAGCCAGCAUAUGUUGCUUGGGGCCUAUUCUAUCACGGAACCCCUACAAGGUGUUUAAUACAGGGGUCUGGAAACCGUCAUAUGCGCCGGACAUGUCCGAUUGGGAAUCUCAAAUGUCCGGUUUAAAAUAUUGCUUACUGGACA